AUGGCUCGGACUGUUUUGUGCUUGCCGUUGGCGAUUCUAUUUUUAGCGAGUGUAAUUCCAGCAAAAGCACAAAAGGCGGAGGCGGAGGCGGAGGCGGAGGAGAGCCGCGUGACGGUGGCGGCCGGCGCGCCGCUGCUCGUGGAGUGCCGCCUGCGGCCCGAGCAGCCGGCCGAGUGGCGCCGCGACGGCGCCGCGCCGCCGCCCGACCUGCGCGCCGCGCCCGAGGCGGCGGCCGGCGACGCGCGCCUGGCCGCGCGCCUGCUCGCGCCCGCCGCGCGCCCGCAGCACGCCGGCCUCUACACGUGCAGCCGCGCGCGCGAGCACCGCGUGCGCGUCGUCGUGCUGCCCGCAGCCGGCGAGGCGCCCGCGCCCUCCCCGGCCCCCGCCCAAGCCGCGGCCGCCCCCGCCCCCGCCCCCGCCGCUGACGACGACCUGCCCGAGCUGCUGUACGACGUGCGCGGCAACUUCUCGCUACACUGCGGCCUCACCAAUGAGAACAACCUCGCCUACGUGUGGAAGAAGAACGAGACGAACGUCGAGCAGGUGCUGGACCUGAAGGACCGCUACGAGCUGGAGCGCGGCGGCGCCGAGUUCCGCGUGGCGCGCUCGCACGAGGAGGACUUCGGCAACUACUCGUGCGCGCUGGCCGGCCAGCCGCGCGAGCAGCGCUGGGCCGUGCGCGGCCGCCCGCACCUCAAGCUGCCGCCCAACAGCAACGUGGUGGAGGGCCAGAAGCUGAAGCUCACGUGCCGCGUGGUGGGCAAGCCGUACCCGCGCGUGGCCUGGGCCUACAGCAACUCCAGCGAGCCCGACGCCAACUUCACGGACGCGCUGGAGGCGCUGGGCGCGCGCGCCGCGCUGGCGGCCAGCGAGCAGGGCGUGCCGGACGGCGCGCUGCUGCUGGACGCGGCGCGGCGCGAGGACGCCGGCCGCUACCGCUGCCUGGCGCCCGGCGCGCGCGAGCCCGCCGCCACCGUGCUGCGCGUCAAGGACAUGUACGCGGCGCUGUGGCCCUUCCUCGGCAUCUGCGCCGAGGUCUUCGUGCUGUGCGCCAUCAUCCUCGUCUACGAGAAGCGCCGCACCAAGCCCGAGCUCGACGACUCGGACACCGACAACCACGACCAGAAGAAGUCGUAAGCGCGGCAGCAGCGCGCGAGGCGCCGCGUCGCAGUCCAGUUCGUCCGCGAGUUUACCAAAAAGUUGUUCCGUUAUUAAGUUGCAACGUUCCGGAGCGCCGCCGCGCCGCCCGCUCCACGCGCCACGAACUUGAAAUAUAUCGUUUUAUUAAUUAUUAUUUCAAUUAUGUUUUUAAGUGAUAAUAAUUUCAUAUAGUUUCUAUCGAGUUAUUUUAAUAAACCUUUAUUCAUUAUUAUUAAUGCUUUUAAUGCCCUGUCGUUAUUUUGUCUUUGUAUAUAUAUAUUUAGUGUACUUAAAUUAAUAAGAACGAUUAAAAUUAUGCGCUUACUUCUGAUGAUUUUUAUUAAAGUUAUAAAACUGUGUGUGGCCUUGUUACAUAUUCGAAUCGAUUAAUUUAUGUGAAAUCGUUAAACGUGAUCUAUGGAAUUCAAUGUGUGCGAUUAGACGACGAGGUCAUACCUCAAUUUAAUAUUUUAUUUAAAUAGUAGUUCGUAAGGAUCGAAUUUGUAGCGGCUACUGGAGACGAUCUUACUAAUUGGUCCACGACACGGUCACAAUAAUUGUUUAUUGACACCAUAUUACCACUAAUAACGUUUGGUUGCUUAUGACUUAAGAUUGUACGACAGCCACAGCGGCCAACUGUCGGCUCGCUUUAGUUUACACGAUUGUUGAUGUAAUAAGUAUAGUGCGAAUAUUGUACCUCCAAUAAAAUUUAUUCCGUUAA
Melitaea cinxia (Glanville fritillary) is the source of this 1861-nucleotide messenger RNA. RefSeq names its product neuroplastin (gene Bsg). NCBI's taxonomy places the organism in Eukaryota, Metazoa, Arthropoda, Insecta, Lepidoptera, Nymphalidae. The transcript is spliced from 5 exons. Gene Ontology annotation, molecular function: cell adhesion molecule binding. The coding region runs from base 1 to 1137 and encodes 378 amino acids. Gene Ontology annotation, cellular component: cell-cell junction. The record is from RefSeq and is a predicted model, not a curated record. Gene Ontology annotation, biological process: cell-cell adhesion.